UGUUUUUUAAUUGUUCUAUUGAAUUUUUUGUCACUUCAAAUAAAGGGCAUAUAUGGGUGUGACUGUGCACUGGCUUGACCCAAUAAACCUCGAAAGGUGCAGUAAAGCUCUUGCAUGUAKACGUAUGUUUGGCAGACAUACAUUUGAAAACAUAGCUGAACUCCUGGAUAAAAUUCUAAAUGAAUUCAAUUUGCAAAACAAGACCACACUUAUCGUCACUGAUAAUGCUGCUAAUUUUGUGAAAGCCUUUAAAAUUUUUAAUGGAAAUGAUGAUAACGAUUUGAAUGUAAAUGAAGAAGAAAUUGUCACAAGCAUUGAAAUUUCUGAUGUAUUAGAUGUUGACAUGAACAUGAAUAGUUUGGAAAAUUUGACUCUACCUCCACACCAACGAUGUGCUGCUCAUACUCUUAAUCUUGUUGCUACAGUAGAUAGUGUAGAAGCUCUGAAUGAUGCAAYUUAUAAAUGAAUUAGUAGACGUGUUUUUUCCAAGUGUCAAGCGUUGUUUAAUAAACAGAACCAGUCCACACAAUGCGCAGAUCAAAUACKMGUAAAAGAGAUUCUUGGUCGUUAUCUUAUUGUUCCUAACGCAACUAGGUGGAACUCAUUCUAUGAUGCAAUGAAUGUUAUAACUGAUAAUCAUGAUAAUCUUAAUGAAAUUUGUGUCAAAUUACAGUUGCCUAUUUUUUCACAUACUCAAGAAGUUGGAUUUUUAAUUGAAUACUG
Molecule: messenger RNA, 723 nt
Organism: Diuraphis noxia (Russian wheat aphid)
Lineage: Eukaryota; Metazoa; Arthropoda; Insecta; Hemiptera; Aphididae
Source: RefSeq, a predicted model, not a curated record